AUAUGUUCGCUUCAUGCGGCUGACGCAACGCCCUCAGCCGGCUCAUGUGGUCUGGACACAAUGUGACUUUAGAAGCCGCUAACACGCCAUAUUUUGACCCAAAAUGGCGGCGGGUUUCACUCUGUUCCUUCUGUCUGGGAUGCUGAUGUGUGGGCAGCUGCUCCACAAAGUGUCCCAACAUGGUGCCAGUAAGAAGCCCAAUUUCAUCAUCAUACUGGCGGAUGAUAUAGGGUGGGGGGACCUGGAUGCAAACCAGUCUGAUGAGAAGAGAAACAACACGCCUCACCUUAACCAGAUGGCCGAGCAAGGACAGAGAUUGACAGAUUUCCAUUCCCCGGCCUCCACCUGCUCCCCGUCCCGUGCUGCCAUCCUGACCGGACGCUACGGCCUGAGGAACGGCGUGACUCAUAACUUCGCUGUAGAAUCAGUGGCCGGCCUGCCUCUCUCUGAAGUCACCCUGCCACAGCUCCUACAGAAGGAGGGAUAUUACACCGCCAUGAUCGGGAAGUGGCAUCUCGGCCACAAUGGACCAUAUGCCCCGACUAACAGAGGUUUUGAAUACUACCUGGGCAUUCCCUACAGUAAUGACAUGGGCUGUACUGACAUACCUGGAUAUAAUCUGCCACAGUGUCCUCCCUGUGGCUCUGCUGCACCUCACGUCAUCAGGUGUAAGAGAAGUGCACAUGGAGGCUGUUAUUCCAGAGUUGGCCUUCCUCUGAUUGAAAACAGCAGUAUUGUGCAGCAGCCGCUGGACCUGUGGACGCUAACAGAGCAAUACAAAUCUGCUGCAACCAGGAUUAUACGCAGUGCAAGGGAGCGAGGACAGCCCUACCUUCUCUACAUAGCGUUGGCCCACAUGCAUGUUCCCCUCGCCCCUCCGCUCCACUCGGAUGUGGGCAGAGUGUACGCUGCCAGCCUGCAGGAGAUGGACGGCCUGGUGGGGGAGGUAAAGAGCGCCUCCGAUGACACGGACAAAGACAACACUCUCAUCUGGUUUACUGGUGACAAUGGUCCUUGGGAACAGAAGUGCCAGUACGCAGGAUGUGUAGGACCCUUUAUGGGGAAGUGGCAGACCAGCAGAGGUGGAGGAUCAGCUAAAAGGACCACCUGGGAGGGGGGUCACAGGGUGCCGACUGUGGCUUACUGGCCCGGGAGGAUCCCUGCGAACACCACCAGCUCCGCCCUGCUCAGCGGUAUGGACAUCUUCCCCACCCUUCUGUCCCUGGCAGGAGUCACUCCCCCCUCAGACCGACGUUACGACGGCAUCGAUGCCACAGAUAUCCUGCUGCACCGUGAACAGACCGGUCAUGAGUUUCUCUUCCACCCUAACAGUGGAGCUGCGGGGGAGAUUGGUGACCUGCAGACAGUUCGAUCAGGGAAACACAAAGCUUUCUACAUCACAGGUGCAGCUGAGGCGUGUGGGGGGGCCACAGGACGAGAGCAGCUCCACGACCCGCCCCUGAUAUUUGAUCUGGAGCGCGACGAGUCUGAGGAAACGCCUCUACGUACGGAAACACUGGAAUACCAGGCGGUGGCGGAGAGGAUCGCCCGCAGGAGGGAGGAUCUGCUGUGGGACAUUGCCGAUGACAAGUCAGUGUCCACAGCCGACUACAGCACAGACGCAGCAGCGGCGCCCUGCUGUGACCCUGAACACGCCGUCUGCCGCUGCCACACACCCAGCUGAGGGGGGAGAGUUUCAUCUGAUACAGGAUUUAAGUCUUACAGAGGCCCUGUUGCCGUUUCCUGUAGUGUGUUAGGUUUGUGUGCAUGUAAAUGGUCUGCAAAUGCAAAAAUCCCUGUGUGACCUCCAGAGGAGUUUCUCUGCACACCUGUUUACUUCUGUAACAUAAUUACAUCACUACGUAACAUUAGUGCUUCUAUUGGCUAGCGCUCCAACACGCUGUAUGUGAUACAUGGCUAAGGGGCGGGACAUCUCUAAGGAGUGGACCAAUCACAACAGAGCCAGCCAGUUAACCAAUCAGAGCAGACUGGGCUAUAGUUUGAGGCAGUAUGAGAAAAAUAAAGAGCUUUUUGAGCAUUAAAGCAUGGAGACAUGUGACAGUAGUGGCUAAAUACAAAUAUGAACCUGCUUUUAGCCCUUAAAGAUCAUUUACAUGCACAAAAACCUAUAUAACACACUGCAGGAAACAGAAAACUCAAAAAAGCAUAACAGAACCCCUUUAAGAUAUUUGAGUUUGGGUAAACGUCAAGGACUUAACAGGCGCAGAAACAGAUAUCUAUGUCGGAUGUGAUCAGAUGUUUGUGUGCAGAAGCUGUUUUUUUGGGAGGUUCAAUGUCCACAUGCAGCGAGCGGGGCAUGUUCUGACAAGCAGUAGCCUACAGAGAUUUGCUGCCGGCUGAACUUUGAACAGUUUGUGUUUAAGGUCAAUAAUUCAGGAAAAAUAAGAUCCAUCACACAGUAAAGACAAAGCAGCAAUGUGUAAAUACAAACAUUUCAGUGUUAUUUGUUAAUUAAACGUUGCUUUAUUAUUGUUUUGUUGGAUAAAUUGAUGAGAUUUUAUACAAGAUUUAAACACCAGCUACAUAAAUGAUGAUAUUUUUUAAAUAAAAGAACAAAACAAA
Molecule: messenger RNA, 2583 nt
Organism: Eleginops maclovinus (Patagonian blennie)
Lineage: Eukaryota; Metazoa; Chordata; Actinopteri; Perciformes; Eleginopidae
Gene: arsg
Product: arylsulfatase G
Exons: 11
Coding region: 104-1684 (526 amino acids)
Molecular function (GO): arylsulfatase activity
Source: RefSeq, a predicted model, not a curated record